Molecule: messenger RNA, 1047 nt
Organism: Parathielavia appendiculata
Lineage: Eukaryota; Fungi; Ascomycota; Sordariomycetes; Sordariales; Chaetomiaceae
Exons: 2
Coding region: 49-1047 (332 amino acids)
Source: RefSeq, a predicted model, not a curated record
CUAACAUGAAUUAUCCAGCUUCUUAGCCCAACCCUCCUAUCCGCCAGCAUGUCGACAUCGAUUACCCUCCAACCGGCCCAAGGCAUGGAGAGCAAGCCGCCGACCGCCGACACGACUCCCUCCUUUACCAGCUUCCCCCACCUCCCGCUCGAAAUCCGCUUCAUGAUCUGGGAACUCUGCCUGCCCCGGCGCAUCAUCCAAUUCAGCGUUCUUGCGCUCAUCCACCACAGACACCAUCACCCCGACCGCAACACCAACGACAACAUGAAUAGCCGCAUCCCUAUGGUGACACUCGCGACCUUGCUCCGAAAACACCACGCCCGUCCCUGCCGCAUCGCUCAGGUCUGCCGUGAGUCCCGCGCCGCGGUUCUGUCCCUCCGACGAUCCGCUGAAGUGCUCGACCUGCCGUGGCUUGGGCAAGGAGUCUGGUUCGACCCGCGCACCGACACGGUGCUGCUCGACUGCGACGUGUUUGAGCGGUAUCGGGACAUCUGGGAGGAGGUACGGUCCAAGCUGUCCUACGGGUCUGGGGCGUGGCCGGGGCGGGAACGUGGUGUGCAGAUUGGGUUUUCAGCGCCGCUGUUUGGGUGGCACCGCAGUCGGCCGGGGACGGCGGAUGUUUCUGCUCAAGAUGAUGAUGUUGUGGCUCCAGCUGCCACCGACACUGAGGAUGGAAAGUUCAGGGCAAGGCAGCGGGAGUGGCCGGUUGUGAUGAAUACCGUGUACUUGGAUGUGACGUCCGCAGAGGCGUGUGGGACAGGUCUUUUUGGACUGUUCGGCGAAGAACAAGCCAUCUUUAUCGAUCUACACAACGAUCGACAGUUGGAGCUGCUGAAGGGGAUUCCGAGGUCGAUGUCCGGACUGUUUCCCAUUCAACGGACGAUAGAAAGGUGUUGGACAGGUUGGAAGGCAUACAAGAGCCAAUCUCGAGCCGUGAGCCGGACGCUUGUGAAUGGGAGGUCGACGAGGCAAACUCGUCUGCCACAUCCAUGCUACCAAGGCGCGGCUCAGGCUGAGGAAGACAAGGAGAAGGUCUUCAAUCCGUAA